GCCGUUUUGGGUGUCAUCAGGACGCGCCAGACGCGGUUGCCGCGUCGCGUUUAGGGUUGCCGGCUCGAGAAAAUGGCGGCCGGACAGCCGGUGUUAGUCCGCGGCCCCGGCCCCGAGUGUUGGGCAGUGCCGUGGUCUUCGGCCCGAGGUUCAGCGUGGGAUUUCAUCCGCUCCCAGUGCCGGCAUAGGGGUAUUCCAGUGGAUUGCUUUUAUAUAAAAUGUAAUGGACAGUUAAUUAAUACUGAAGAUGUGGUUCAAUAUGGAGCAGUUUAUAGUCUGGAACCCAGACUCUGUGGAGGAAAAGGAGGUUUUGGAUCUAUGCUUCGAGCACUUGGUGCUCAGAUUGAAAAGACAACUAAUCGAGAAGCAUGUCGAGAUCUCAGCGGAAGGAGACUUAGAGAUGUCAACCAUGAAAAGGCAAUGGCUGAAUGGGUAAAGCAGCAAGCUGAGCGAGAAGCAGAAAAGGAGCAGAGGCGCCUAGAGAGGCUGCAGCGGAAACUGGUGGAGCCCAAGCAUCAUUUUGCCAGUCCUGACUACCAGCAGCAGUGUCAUGAGAUGGCUGAGCGCUUGGAGGACUCAGUCCUCAAAGGUAUGCAGGCUGCCUCCAGCAAAAUGGUGUCACCUGAGAUUAGUGACAAUAGGAAACGACCUAAUGAACCUGAUAAAAGUGGUGGAGUCAAAUCAAAGAAAAGGAAAUGCUUCUGGAUGGGCAUGGAAGGCCUGGAGGAUGAAGGAAGUUCAGAUGAUGGGGACAGUGAAGAAGUCCCCAGCACUUCAGGAAUGAGCUUCCACUCACCCAAUGGCUAUACUGAGAAUGCUGACAAGGCAGAAGAAUUUUCCAGGAGUUGUAAGGAUUCCUUAGGUGUGAAUGUAUCAGAAAAGCUACAGGUGCCCACCAACCUCUCUGACAGUGUUGCCCCAGCUGAACUGUGUGGGGAUGGGAGCAGGAUGCCCACCGAGAAGAUGGAAGAGAUGGAAGUAGAAAGAAAAAUGAAUGUAGAGAAGGAACCAUUUGUAGCAGAGAGGGAAGGAGAGACAAAUACAGCACAGGACAGAGGAGGAGGAAACAAAAGAGCAAGUGAAGAAGACCCAGAAAAGGUGCCGCUUGAUAAACCCGAGGGAAGCCCGACAGGAAACAAAGAUGUUCAGGAACCUAUAAACCUUCUGGCAUUCAGCUCAGUUGAAGAAAUGGAAAUGUUGGGUUUGGAUAAACUUAAAUUGGAAUUAAUAGCACUGGGACUUAAGUGUGGAGGCACUUUACAGGAAAGAGCAGCAAGACUCUUCUCUGUCAGAGGACUAGCAAAGGAACAGAUAGACCCUAGUUUAUUUGCCAAACCCACUAAAGGGAAGAAGAAGAAAAUCCCAUAGACACUCAUUUCUUUUUUAUACUUUUUUUUCCUCUGAAAAUGGUAACCUCUGUCACUGUUUCUGCAAUUAUUUUUGUUUGAUUAAAACUGAACUUUUAGUGGUUUUGAAAUUGGCAUUGAAAGAAGCACAAUUCUAAAUUACAAUAAAAAUGUUUUAUAAUUGAUGGAGAA
Molecule: messenger RNA, 1538 nt
Organism: Sarcophilus harrisii (Tasmanian devil)
Lineage: Eukaryota; Metazoa; Chordata; Mammalia; Dasyuromorphia; Dasyuridae
Gene: SDE2
Product: SDE2 telomere maintenance homolog
Exons: 7
Coding region: 73-1368 (431 amino acids)
Cellular component (GO): nucleus
Source: RefSeq, a predicted model, not a curated record